GAGGUCAGGACACCGUUGUGUGGAGCCCCUUGACAGCCGUUUAUUAGGUCACUUACUCAGUAUUGAGGUAUUUAUAAGCAUGGCUCAGACAAACCCAACGCCAACAGGACCAUGGAAGAUCACAGUAUAUGACCAGGAGAACUUCCAGGGCAAACGCAUGGACUUCACUUCUUCCAGCAAGAACAUCAUGGAGUGUGGAAUUGACAAUGUUCGUUCACUGAAGGUGGAGUGUGGAGCCUGGGUGGGUUAUGAGCACUCCAGUUUCUGUGGGCAGCAGUUCAUUCUUGAGAGAGGAGACUACCCUCGCUGGGAAGCAUGGAGUGGCAGCAAUGCCUACCAUAUUGAGAGACUGAUGUCCUUCCGGCCAAUCUGCUGUGCUAACCAUAAGGAGUCAAAGAUCAUAGUCUUUGAGAAAGAGAAUUUCAUUGGACGCCAGUGGGAGAUAAGUGAUGAUUAUCCCUCUCUUCAGGCCAUGGGCUGGCCAAACAACGAGAUCGGAUCAAUGCAGGUCCAAAGUGGGGCCUGGAUUUGCUACCAAUACCCUGGCUACCGUGGCUACCAGUAUCUCUUGGAGUGUGACUGCCAUGGAGGCGAGUAUAAACACUACCGGGAGUGGGGAUCCCAUGCUCACACCUUCCAGGUGCAAUCGCUUCGCCGUGUCCAGCAAUGAGGGCUCCCCCGUUCACCCUCCCAUGCCCAUUUCCACCUCCUUGCUCACCUCCUCAUCCUCCCCCUCCUUCUCAUCUACAUCCUCUACCUCCUCCUUUCCUCUGCCCUUCCAUUUCUGCUAUGACCAGACCAGUUAUGGCACAAGCUUGAUAUCUGGUGCUACAUGGCAAAGU
Molecule: messenger RNA, 842 nt
Organism: Tachysurus vachellii
Lineage: Eukaryota; Metazoa; Chordata; Actinopteri; Siluriformes; Bagridae
Gene: cryba1a
Product: crystallin, beta A1a
Exons: 6
Coding region: 80-670 (196 amino acids)
Biological process (GO): lens development in camera-type eye; visual perception
Molecular function (GO): structural constituent of eye lens
Source: RefSeq, a predicted model, not a curated record